UUGAUAAUCGAUAGUCGUUCCAAAGUAAUAAAAGAUAUGGCUGAAAAAAUAGUACUAAUUAGCGGUUGUUCCUCGGGAAUAGGAUUGUCUACAGCUAUUUUGCUAGCCAGUGAUCAAUGUAAGCGUUUCAAAGUUUAUGCAACGAUGCGAAAUCUUGAGAAAAAGAAAGAGCUGGAGGAACGGGGAAAACAUAUCCUUGGAGACACACUCUUCAUUAGGGCCAUGGAUGUGUGUUCGGAUGAUUCCGUUAACGCGAUUGUCCAAGAGCUGGUAUCUGCACAUCAGCGAAUUGAUGUCGUUAUAAACAAUGCAGGAGUUGGCUAUUUUGGUCCACUGGAGGUACAAAGCAUGGAUUCGGUAAGGAGCAUAUUCGAGACCAAUUUUUUUGGAGUGUUGCGUCUUACCAGAGCUGCACUUCCAUGUAUGAAGUCCAACAAGGAGGGUCACAUCAUUUGUGUAUCGAGUAUGGGAGGUAUCAAUGGAGUACCCUUCAAUGGCGUUUAUUGUGCCUCAAAGUUCGCUGUAGAAGGUCUGUGUGAAUCAUUGGCUCCAUUGCUCAAGACCUUUAAUGUGAGAUGUUCUGUGAUUGAACCAGGGCCAGUAUCGACAUCUUUUGUAGCCAAUGCUCAAAUGACUGAAAGUGACACUCACCCUGAAGAAGUAGAUGAUGAAACAAAACAACUUCUCAAUAACUGCAUUAAAAAGAUGCGAGGUGCUUUCUCUACCAUGGUUCAAACUCCGGAUGAGAUUGCCCAAGUGAUCCUGGCAGCACUUGAUGCUGAAAGGCCACAUUUUAGGUAUCAAACUAACAAGAACUAUGCAUCUUCUGCAGCAAACAAGUUGGUGGAUAUCACAGGUGACAAAUCAAUGGAAAUGAUGCACCAGCGUUUCUUCAGUUAGAGUUCAUGGAGAUGUUUUGCCAGAGUUUAAAGGGUAAACCUUUUGCAAAAAGCUAUUGGCAUUAACAUAUAAAUUUGACACUUCAUUGCACAUGCGAUUCAGGCUUCCUUAAUUUCUUAAUAAUUUUAAGUAGCUCUGAAUAAUGUGUGAAGUAUACAGUUAAACAAACCAGUUCUCAAACAAGAAAUGAGGUCUGAAUGAACAGAAGGGAAGAACUCAAAAAACUUAUCCACAAGUAACAUGAACACGAAAAAAGUUUUAUUAAUUCAAAGUACAAAAUAAUAUAUAAAUUGAUUAUUCAUUAAAAGUGAUAAUUUUUUUUUUAAAUUCCUCCAUUUCACAAGAAAGUUCAAGGUUGCUCAGUUUUCUUGACACAACAUCUAUACCUAUAUAUUAUAAAGAUCAUUAAAUUUGGAAUGUGGACACUAAAGAAAUCCUUCUAACCACAGACAAUGAACAGAAACUACUAUCAAGACUAGUCGUAUUUUCAAUGGGACUGUGAUAAGAUUAAUGAGUCAGAUAUAAAACAAGCAUGCCCCCAUUAACCCUUUCUGCACUAGUAUCAGUAUGCAUAUUCUCCAUCUAUAUUCUAUACAUUUCCUGUGGUACUGACAGUGAAAUUUUGAUCAACAAUCAAAAUAUUUUUUAGUCAGUUAUCAUUUCCUAAAUUCUCAUGAUCUUAAUGUUGGAUUCUAGAAUAAUAAUGUAAGGAGAAAUUAGAUGCUGGUCUCUCUAUGGGGUUAAAGGAUUAGGCAUCACACACCGUGCAUGAAUAUACAAUUACAGUAAAAUGUUGUUUUUCCACACCUCAUUAUUCAUAAGUUGAUCAGUUCCUCAUUAGUUGUCCAAGCUACUUUUGCAUUCUGUUCUAAUAAACAACAGUGAAUUGUUGUUUAUUUAAGUAAACACAUGCCCUGUACCCUCUUUAUAUUGCAAAA
Pocillopora verrucosa is the source of this 1838-nucleotide messenger RNA. RefSeq names its product retinol dehydrogenase 8-like. The record is from RefSeq and is a predicted model, not a curated record. Lineage: Eukaryota; Metazoa; Cnidaria; Anthozoa; Scleractinia; Pocilloporidae. Gene Ontology annotation, cellular component: cytosol. Gene Ontology annotation, molecular function: oxidoreductase activity.